Pneumocystis jirovecii RU7 is the source of this 2874-nucleotide messenger RNA. RefSeq lists its product as uncharacterized. The record is from RefSeq and is a predicted model, not a curated record. Lineage: Eukaryota; Fungi; Ascomycota; Pneumocystomycetes; Pneumocystales; Pneumocystaceae. Bases 1 to 2874 code for a protein of 957 amino acids. Gene Ontology annotation, molecular function: protein binding. The transcript is spliced from 12 exons.
AUGUAUGAUUAUCCAGUAAAUUAUCAUAAACAACUACAUGGUCAGUGUAAACAACGAAGUUAUGGGAAUGUUUAUCAUGAUUCAUGUAAAAAUUAUGGAAGUAAUGAGCACAUAAGGAUGUAUUCUGAUGAGCAGAUGCCGUGUAAACAUAGACUCUAUCCAGAUAAAACGUAUAACAUGCAUCAUGGAAAGGCUGAGAAAGAUCAUGUAAAUUAUAUACAAGUAGUUUCUACUCCAGGACAUGGUGGAUAUUGUGGAGAGAAGCAGUUGUACUAUAAUAAUUAUCAAAUUAAGGUUCCAGAGUUUGUCGAUAAGAGUAAUGGUGGAAGAAAGCCAUAUGUUAAUACUAUGAAAGAUUCUUCCUAUUGGAAUAAAAUAUAUCCGUGUUACCCUUAUUCUCGGGAUACAUACAUGAAAUGGAUGUAUAGUGGAGGCACAAAUUCGAUAUGGGGAUUUUCAGAUACGCAUUUACCAUAUAGACGACCUAAUCCAAGACAUUUUGGUUCUGCAGAAUAUUUGAAUAGGAAAGCAGGAUGUAUAGAUCAAAUUGCAUUGCAUAAUAGGGAUGCACCAUGUCAUCGAUACCCUUUGUCUGAGCCAAAUGAUAUAUCAUGGGAAGUUCCUACGAGAAGAAUUCGUAAUAAUAUCAGUAUGCCAAAUAUAGGCUCACAGUUUAAACGGCAGAAUAAUAUGAAUUAUCCAUGCAGGCCACAUAAUGCCAUAGAUCCUCUUUAUCAUAAGGCGAGUUUUAUGAAUCUCCCUGUUCCUACCACAACUAUAAAAGGAUCUAUAUAUGGUGUAGAAUCAGCUAAUAGGAGGUUAAAUGAUGAUUCUGUUUCUUUGUUUUGUGAUGAUUCAUUUUCUUCUUCUUGCUAUGAAGGUAGAGAUAUUGAGAGUCCACGAGUAAUAUUAUCUAGAAAUAUUAACAGUAUAAAUCAAUUGGCUCCUCAUUCUGUUACAGAAAAUUUAUAUAUAUCAAAUGACAUAGAAGUUAUUGAUACAAAAAAUAGUAAAUCGCCGCAUGAUUCUGAAAAAAAGAUUCAAGAAAUGCAUAAAAACCAUAAAAAUGAAAAUUCAAAUGGUAAUUCUACAAGUAGUUAUAAAAAAAAGCAAAAAAAAUCUAAAAGUAGUUUUGAUGGUCUAAGUAGUAUUUAUAAAUAUGGUAUUGAUAAAGAAAAUAUCUUAAAAUAUAAAGAAAAAAUUAAAAAAUCAUUUUCAUCUUCUAAUGAAAGUUUACUACAUAAAAAAAGUUUCCAAAAUGGUAUGCAACCUAAUACAGCAAAUGCACAGAAAACUUUACACGAAAAAAAUGAUGACAUAAAUUGGCCAUUAAAUACUUUUAAUGAAAAUACGUUUCAGAACCAUAUGCCAAAAAAUAAUCAAAAAUUAACGCGUUCUAAUAUUGAAUUGAGUAGUUUACAAGCACAUGAUGCUGCUGUUAUAAAUAAUGGAAAAUCCAAUAAUGAGCAAAAAUUUAAAUUAUUUUCAUUAUCACAUGAAAAGUUAGGAAUUAACGGAUUGGAUAAUGAUAAAAAUGAUAUAAAUACUGGGACCCAUAAAUUAAAUAAAAAAAAGGCUUCUGGUUAUAUAAAUGAUUUAAAACAAGAAACACUUCCUAUUUUUUCACAGUUUUCUUCAAUUACUAAUGCAGGUUUUCAAAAAAAUAAUAAACCUGCAAAUAUAUUGCAUGAAUCUAAUUAUGAAUCUAAAACUUCGAGUCAAGCACUGAAUAAAGAUAUUGAUAAAAAAAUAACUUUUUCGGAUUUGAAAGGUUUACAAGACCAAGUAUAUUGUGCUAAUGAUCCUCAAACUCAAUUAAAAUAUGCUAAAAAAUUGAUUCAAGUUGCAUCUGAUCUUUCUAAUGAUAACAUGAAAGAUACUAAGUUUGUUAAGAAAAAUAAAGAAAAAUAUUUGUCUGAUGCUUAUUCUAUUAUAAAAGGAUUAGUGAAUUCGAGCUCCCCUUAUCCUGAAGCUAUGUUUUUUCUUGCUAAUUGUUAUGGAGAUGGUACUUUUGGAUUACCUAUUGAUCAUAAACAAGCAUAUACGUUAUAUUAUUCAGCAUCUAAAUAUAAGCAUUCUCAGAGUAUUUAUAGAACAGCUGUUUGUUUAGAAAUUGGAAUGGGAGUUAAGAAAAACCAAGAAAAGGCUGUUCAAUAUUAUCAAAAGGCAGCAUCUCUUGGUAAUGUUAAAGCUAUGUAUAAGAUUGGCAUAAUAUUGUUAAAUGGUUUACUUAAACAAACUAAAAAUCCUAAGAAAGCUAUUUUUUGGUUAAAAAAAGCUUCUGAACUUGCUGAUGAGGAAAAUCCACAUGCACUUCACGAAUUGGCUAUUUUAUAUGAAAAAGAUAAUGAAGGCAUUUGCAUUGUUACUCGAGAUGAAAAACACUCUUUUGAAUUGUAUACUAAGGCUGCUCAUUUGAUGUAUCCUCCAUCACAGGUUCGAUUAGCAUAUGCGUAUGAACAUGGUGUUUUAGGGUGCGAUGUUGACCCAAAAAAAAGUAUAACAUGGUAUUCGCGUGCUGCAGAAAAAGGGAAUCCAGAUGCUGAAUUGGGUUUAAGUGGAUGGUAUUUAACUGGAGCAGAAGGUGUUUUAGAACAAUCUGAUAGAGAAGCAUAUCUUUGGGCUAAGAAAGCUGCUGAGAAAGGUUUAACAAAAGCUGAAUAUGCUGUUGGUUAUUAUCUUGAGGCUGGAAUUGGCGUAAAAAGUAAUCGUACAGAAGCUAAAAUGUGGUACAAACGAGCAGCCAGAAAAGGGCUUGUUAGAGCAAUAGAAAGGCUUUACGAGCUAAAAAAGCUUGGUUCUAAUUCAAAAAUACCAGAUAAAAUUUAUAAUCGUUGGCAAUUAACAAGAAUGUUUGAUUGCAGUAUAUUAUGA